Molecule: messenger RNA, 1626 nt
Organism: Mangifera indica (mango)
Lineage: Eukaryota; Viridiplantae; Streptophyta; Magnoliopsida; Sapindales; Anacardiaceae
Product: peptide chain release factor APG3, chloroplastic
Exons: 16
Coding region: 16-1320 (434 amino acids)
Biological process (GO): thylakoid membrane organization; translational termination; chloroplast organization
Cellular component (GO): chloroplast
Molecular function (GO): translation release factor activity, codon specific
Source: RefSeq, a predicted model, not a curated record
CGAGACAAAAAACAUAUGUCCGUAGUCCGGGAUACUAUAAACUGUGUUGCCAAACAAGUAGCAUCAUCUUGUCACCCGCCAUCUCCAGCUCGAGUAUACUUGACUCUAAAUCAAUUGCCAAGACAAAAUCCUUUUUGCCGUGAGUUGAGGAAACGUUAUGUGGUCGUUAAUCCUACUCCGACGCCAUCUUUCAGAACUCCAAGAAUCGUUUGCAUGGCAGAACCUUAUUUGAUAGCAAAACUAGAAUCUGCUGAGAAUACAUGGAAAGAAUUGUCGGUCAAGUUGGCUGAUCCUGAUGUUGUCUCGAAUCCUAGUGAAUACCAAAAACUGGCGCAAUCCAUAGCAGAGCUUGAUGAGGUUGUGUCCACUUUCAGAAGAUUCAAGGACUGUGAGAAGCAAUUAGAAGAAACCAGGGCUUUGGCAAAAGAGGAUGGGAAUGAUGAAGACAUGGCUGAAAUGAUAGCCUUCGAAAUCAAUUCUUUAUCCAAUGAACUCAAAGAGCUUGAGGAGAAGCUUAAGGUACUACUACUUCCCACUGACCCUCUUGAUUCAAGAAACAUAAUGCUCGAAGUAAGAGCUGGUACUGGUGGUGAUGAGGCUGGAUUAUGGGCUGGUGAUCUUGCCCGAAUGUAUCAAAAAUUUAGUGAACGGAACUCUUGGAAGUGCUCCCUAGUCUCAAGCUCUGAGGCUGAAAAAGGAGGAUUCAAAACUGUUGUGAUGGAGAUCAAAGGAAAUCGUGUCUACAGCAAAUUAAAAUAUGAGUCUGGUGUUCACCGGGUUCAACGAGUGCCUCAAACAGAAGCUCAAGGUCGUGUCCACACCUCUACUGCAACUGUGGCCAUCAUGCCUGAGGCUGAUGAAGUUGAGGUGGAAAUUGACCCAAAAGACAUAGAACUUACAACAACAAGGUCUGGAGGCGCUGGAGGACAAAAUGUCAACAAGGUUGAGACAGCUGUUGAUCUUUUCCACAAACCAACGGGAAUCCGCAUCUUUUGUACCGAAGAAAGGACUCAACUUCAGAACAAGAAUCGUGCCCUUCAGUUGCUCCGAGCAAAAUUGCAUGAGAUUAAAUUAAGGGAACAACAGGAGAUGAUAAGGAACCAACGUAAGUCGCAGGUUGGUACUGGUGCUCGUGCAGAAAAGAUACGAACAUACAAUUACAAGGACAACAGAGUUACUGAUCACCGGCUGAAGAUGAAUUUUGAACUCACAUCGUUUCUCGAUGGCAAUAUAGAGAAUGCAGUUCAGGCUUGUUCUGCUAUGGAGCAGAAGGAACUCUUAGAAGAACUAGCAGAGUCUGUGGGUGCACCAUAUGGCUAAUUUUUUACACUGGUAGAUUUGUUUGAAAAUUAGGGUGCGCCUAGAAGCAGAUGGACGAAAGCUGUGGUGUAAUUGCUUUUAACUACGAAGAAAACUAGGACUGUUCUGGACUGAUGUCCUCAGGAAUGUUGCUUCCCCAUGUCAGGAAUCUUUCCAAGGCAGUUCAAAUUGUUUGAACGCUAUGCAUUCAGUAAGGGUGCAUGAAUUGGCUGUUUUGUGUAAAACCUGUUGGCCGUCUGAAUAGACGUCAAAAUUGCAUGUAAAAUUUCAAUUAUAAUGUUAAUUGGUGCCACAUUUCAUGUUUAA